Eurypyga helias (sunbittern) is the source of this 1567-nucleotide messenger RNA. RefSeq names its product immunoglobulin superfamily, DCC subclass, member 3 (gene IGDCC3). Gene Ontology annotation, cellular component: plasma membrane; axon. The record is from RefSeq and is a predicted model, not a curated record. Gene Ontology annotation, biological process: axon guidance; cell-cell adhesion. Gene Ontology annotation, molecular function: protein binding. The transcript has 9 exons. The annotation marks the transcript as partial. Lineage: Eukaryota; Metazoa; Chordata; Aves; Eurypygiformes; Eurypygidae.
AUGCCUUUUAACACUGGUGCUCUCCUUGCAGGCUCCCACUCCACCGUUUACAAGGACCCCAUGAUUCUUGUCGGCCCGGAGAACCUCACGCUGACAGUGCACCAGACGGCUGUGCUGGAGUGCAUCGCAACGGGCAACCCUCGGCCCAUCGUCUCCUGGAGCCGCCUCGAUGGCCGCCCGAUUGGCGUGGAGGGGAUCCAGGUGCUGGGGACAGGAAAUCUCAUGAUCUCAGACCUCACUGUGCAGCAUUCUGGCAUCUACGUGUGCGCUGCCAACAAACCCGGCACUCGGGUGCGAAGGACCGCUCAGGGCAGGCUGGUUGUACAAGCCCCGGCAGAGUUUGUCCAGCAUCCCCAGUCCAUUUCCAGGCCUGUGGGGACAACUGCCAUCUUCACGUGCGUGGCUCAAGGGGAACCCCCUCCGCAGAUCACUUGGCUGAGGAACGGGCAGAUCCUGGAGACCAGCGACCACAUCAAGCUGAAGAAUAACAACAGCACUCUCUCCAUCUAUGGGAUCAACCAGGCGGAUGAAGCCAUCUACCAGUGCAUCGCCGAGAACAGUGCCGGCUCCACGCAAGCCAGCGCUCGCCUGACGGUCCUGUGGGCUGACGGGCUGCCUGGUCCUCCGCAGAGCGUGAAGGCUGAGACGGUCUCUGCAACCACCAUCCAGGUGUCUUGGAAGGAGCCUCUGCAGAACACGAAGGAGAUCAUCGGCUACGUGCUGCACAUCCGGAAAGCUGCAGAUCCCGUAGAGAUGGAGUAUCAGGAGGCUGUUAGCAAGAGCACCUUCCAGCAGCUAGUGACUGAUUUAGAGCCCUCCACCAGCUACAGCUUUUAUAUAAAGGCUUACACCUCCCGGGGGGCCAGCAAAGCCUCAGACGUCACGGUGGUGAGCACGCUGGGAGAAGUCCCAGCCAUGCCAUCCCUCUUUAUUAAAGUCAUCAACAGCACAGCUGUCCAGGCUAUGUGGGAGCCCUCCAUCAAACUGGGCCAGCACAAAGGCUUCAAGCUGUACUACCGCAAGGUCCACCUCGCCCAGUACACGGGUCCGGUGCUACUUCCCAGCAACGUCACGGCGUACAACAUUACCCACCUGGAUGCGUCGGUGGUGUACGAAGUCAAGCUCCUCGCCUAUAACCAGCACGGGGAUGGAAAUUCCACCGUCCGCUUCGUGUCCUUGAGGGAAACUGUGGAGAGGACAGUGCUGAAUCCCCCUUGUGACUGUAUGAAGGACGAGCAGAACAAUAAAACCUCCACGACCGGCAUCAUCAUUGGGAUCCACAUCGGCGUCACCUGCAUCAUAUUCUGCGUCCUCUUCCUCAUGUUUGGGUACCGAGGCAGGCUGCUGAUGUGCAAAAACGUGCAGGAGCAGCUGUCAACCCCGCAGGUCCCCAGGAGCCAGCGGAGUGCCACGGGCCUUGUCCUCAAUGGGGCCGCUCGCCGGGAUGACCGGGACUUGAACGGAAAGCAGCUGGAUAUGAAUGAGCUGGAGAGAUUAUUCCCAGCAUCCCCCUCCCAGGAGCAGCAGGAUAAGGGAAUAACGGUAAGUCCAGCGGGAUGGGAGCUAU